This is a messenger RNA of Xenia sp. Carnegie-2017, 981 nucleotides long. Its product is annotated as retinol dehydrogenase 8-like. The record is from RefSeq and is a predicted model, not a curated record. Bases 74 to 919 code for a protein of 281 amino acids. The transcript has 3 exons. Lineage: Eukaryota; Metazoa; Cnidaria; Anthozoa; Malacalcyonacea; Xeniidae.
UAGCAACGCAGUUUGCUGAUCAUCUCAUAUUACAUUCGGCUUGGCAAACAAGGGAGGAUAUCUUACGAAAAAAAUGGCAGAAGAAAUUGUACUUAUUACUGGAACAUCCGCAGGCCUUGGUCUUGCGACGGCUGAGAUGCUUGCAAAGCAAACAAAUAAGAAAUAUAAAGUGUACGCAUCAAUGAGAAAUACGAGCAAGAAAGAUGAAUUAGUAAAGAAAACUGCUGGCUGUAGCAAUCUUGUUGUAAUCCAACUGGAUGUUUGUUCAGAAGAUUCUGUCAACGCUGUUGUGAAGCAAAUACUGGAAAAGGAGGGGAGAAUCGACAUUGUUGUGAAUAACGCUGCUAUUGGCUGGUGUGGUGUCCUCGAAGUGCAGCCUUGGGAUACUAUCACAGGCCUCUACGAUACGAACGUCUAUGGCCCAUUGCGCGUCAUCCGUGCUGUUGUUCCGUCUAUGAAGAAAAACAAGAAAGGCCGCAUCAUCAACAUCACCUCAGUUUCAGGAUUACAUGCUUUUCCUUUCAUCACCGUGUAUUCCUCAACAAAAUGUGCCUUGGAAGGAAUUUCGGAUUCCCUGGCGCCUGAGCUUGCAACGUUUAAUGUUCAUAUUAUAACCGUUAUACCAGGUGCAAUAGCUACACGAGGGGGUGCUGAAUUCUCAUUCUGCACUGAGAAUCUAAAAGAUGACGACCCAACGAAAUUGCUUGGAGAAAAAUUUUUUGCUAACACUCAAAAAAUGGCGUCUCAAGCUCAAUCUCCUGCAGAAGUGGCCGAGUAUAUCCUAAAAGCGAUGACAGACGAAAAACCGCAGCCGCAUUACAUCACUAAUAAAGGGUUUGAAGAAGGAUUUGGGAAAGCAAAAUUUUGUGAUACAACUGGAAGAAUUCCUUUUGAAAUGAGCAAGAACUUUUUGGCAUAAUUCAUUGUUACGCUUAAUACUGUUGCAAUCAUGGCUAAAUAAAUCUUACCUUUAACCUUGCA